Messenger RNA from Cuscuta epithymum, 757 nucleotides. NCBI's taxonomy places the organism in Eukaryota, Viridiplantae, Streptophyta, Magnoliopsida, Solanales, Convolvulaceae. The record is from the annotation of a GenBank genome assembly.
GUUUGUUUGCAGGCUGACGUCGUCCGCCUAUAUAAAGUGCUCGGCAAAUUAGGGUUUUAGAGUCCCAGUUUACGAGAUCCCAUCGUCUUCUCUGCGUAGCUCCAGCAGGAAAAUGUCGAUCGGAGAAGUAGCCUGCACUUACGCCAUUCUGAUUCUCCACGAAGAAGGCAUCCCCGUCACUGCGGAGAAAAUUGCUACCGUUGUAAAGGCGGCCGACGUUCAGGUGGAGUCGUACUGGCCCGGCCUCUUCGCCAAGCUCUGCGCGAAGAAGAACAUUGAUGACCUCAUCUUGAACGUUGGCGGUGGUGGUGGUGGUGCGGCCCCCGUUGCCGUUGCUGCCCCCUCUGCUGGCGGCGCCGCUGCUGCUCCUGCCGCUGAAGAGAAGAAGAAGGAGGUCGUUGAAGAAGAGAGUGAUGAGGAAUAUGGAAUGAACUUGUUUGAUGAUUAGAGUUUUAAAGUUGUUUUGUAAUGUUAGAUUUUUGCUCUGCAUACCUUUUCUUUUUGUCAAAUCUAUUUUGCUCUUCACUUGGGGCAAACUUUUGUACCCUAUCAUGGUUGAAUUUUAUGCCAAUGUUUCAGUGAUUCUACUAAUUUAAUGAUUAAAAUUGGUUGCUUUUAUUUUAUCUGGAAUUGAGAAUCAUAUAGCGCAUUGUUUACUGUAUUCUAAUGUUUCGUUUUGUAUUCCUUAUGGUUGCUUAUUUGUUUUUUCUUGAGUUUGAGUUUGUUAUGUGCACAAAGUUGAUCUAGUUAAAUCUAU